UCAUCUGAGAAUUGAUAACAAACUUUCCCUCUCUCUCUUCUCUUCUCUACUUUCCUCUCCUUCUUCUAUCUGAUUCCACCGCCGGGAGACUUCACCGAUCCAAAGCGUGACAAAUACCGUGCGCAGAUUUUCCUUCCGCAGCAGAAAACGAAGACGAAGUACCCAACCGUCGCCCGCCGUCACUACUUCCAACCGCAGAUGACGUUGAGAUCUCCCUCGGGGAAGAAACGGAGGGACCACGCGAUGAAUUCGGGAGUCUCAGCCGACGAGACCAGGCGAGGGAGAAACGGGUGGGAGAGUCGGGGAGGACCGAGAGUGGAAUUGGGCCUUCUCCACGACCUUGAGUGCGUAGGGGCCGGUGGCGGAAGGGACGGAGGCUCGGUCGUGGAUGAGGAAGACCGUCCCCAUGGCGCCCUUCCCGAGGACCUUGAUGGCGACGAGUUAGUCCAUUUUUAUUUGGGAGGAGGAGUAGUGUUUGGCGUCGCAGUCGAGCAGCGGCGCCGCGGCAGUGAGGGCGAUUCCAUUUUUUGGUUGUGUUCAGGCUAUGGAGAAAGAGGGAGCUGGGGGUGGGGGAUGUUUGGUGGCGGUUCCAUCAUCGUCGAGACAACCGCCUCACCAGCCCAGUCGCCGGACCGCCGAAUCGCUAGGCCACCGUCGCGGUUGCACCACCAGGCCACAAGUUCACAACCAUCCCACUGCCCCUUGUUGCAGAUCGCCGCCACCAAAAAACCGCAUCACCAACCCCGCUAGGCUUAGGUUUUAAAUUUUAUGUUUGUAAUGAUGAUGAUAAUUAUGUGGAAUAUAUGAAAGAUUAAAUAUUGAUUUUUUUUAUUUUUCAAUUGUCACGUCACACAUUUAACAGUCAACUUUGAGAGUUGACUGCCACAUCAGCGAAAGUUAACGGAGUUGGACGGAGAGUGAUUGAACUUGAAAUGUUUAACUAAUUUUAGUGACCACGAAUGGAAUUAGAUAAUUUUAGUGAACAAACAUGAACGUUUUUAGUAAUCUCGGUGACUAACCUUGCAAUUUACCCAAUAAAUAAGUAAGAUGUCA
This is a messenger RNA of Linum trigynum, 1053 nucleotides long. The record is from the annotation of a GenBank genome assembly. Lineage: Eukaryota; Viridiplantae; Streptophyta; Magnoliopsida; Malpighiales; Linaceae.